Halichondria panicea is the source of this 5854-nucleotide messenger RNA. RefSeq names its product multiple PDZ domain protein-like. Lineage: Eukaryota; Metazoa; Porifera; Demospongiae; Suberitida; Halichondriidae. Gene Ontology annotation, molecular function: protein binding. Bases 150 to 5780 code for a protein of 1876 amino acids. The transcript has 12 exons. The record is from RefSeq and is a predicted model, not a curated record.
UUCAGUUAGUGAAGAUCAAUGCAAAUGUGUAUAGUGUUGUUUGACUACGAGAGUGUCUGUAUGUAUCUCUAGCGUCAUAUAGGGUAGAUCUAUUGUCUUGGAAACUGCUCUGUACCUCUUGGUAACAGUUUGCAGAAAACUUUCUCUUCAUGAACAGAAUUCCGGUCAAGAAUCCUAAUCAAGAAGCCAUUGCUGAUCAACCUAACAGACUAAUACCAAAUCUGAAAACCAAGAUGCCCCUCAAUCGCCAAGAUGCUGAGAGGGCCCUAAAUUUGCUAUGGGAGCUGCUCUCUGAGGCUAGCAGCUCUGAACCUGAAUCUACUCCAGUUUUUAAUCAAGCCAUUUCAAGCCUACAUCUCUUCCUCUCUGACAUCCUGCCUGCUAGCCAACCUUGCAUACGAGCAAAAGUCAAGGGAGGUAUUGUUGAGAUUCGGCCUCGAGAGAACACUCCGGUCCGAAUGGUGGAUCUGGAGGUUGCCCCUGGUGAUAAGGUGGGGAUCGUACUCGAUUCAAUCAACGUGGACCUCAUGAGCUUGGGUGGAGUCAGCCCAAUUGUCAUCAGCCUUGUGAGUGCUGGGAGUGUGGCAGCUCGGGACGGGAGACUCGGACGAGGUGACCAAAUACUUGAGAUCAACGGACACUCACUGAGAAUGGCCUCUCUUGAGAGAGCAAGAUGGCUACUGGAGUCUGCUGCUCGUAAAGGCACUAUAUCCAUGGCUACUCUCCCCUAUGCUCUCCUGGAUGGACUCAAACACUCCAUCUCUCGACAAAAUCUUCUCACUCUCACACCCACCAACAAAUACAAGCGCUCUAGGAGCCUUGAGACCAUCAACAAGAUACACAGGAAUCACCAAACCAGUUCUGCAUCCUCACGCCCAGAGGUGAAGAGAUCCAAGACAGAUGUGGCGACUCGAUUUCACCGAGCAGAGUUGGACGAGCGAUAUACACCGUCCAUCGGCAGUAGGUCGUCCAAACGCAGUGUCGUGUCCAGUACUGUGGAAGUGGCUGCUCAUUUGGCAAGAAGUAGCAUAAUAUCAUCCAAAAUUGCAGGAUUUGGAGCAUUCAAGAAACGUAAGGUUCGAAAGAUGCAUGUUGUCAAAUGCAACAAUGGACUUGGCAUCAGGAUUGUGGGCGGCAAAGGGUCAAAACACGGAGACAUGGGCAUCUUUGUCAACCAGAUGGAGGAAGGAGGGGCUGCAAACAAAGACAGCAGACUGAAGCCUGGAGAUGAGCUUCUAAUGGUGGAUGGCAAGAGCCUUGUGGGUCUCACUCAUGCAGAGGCAGUGGAGGUUCUCAAGUCCACCCAGCGGCUGGUCCAACUGGUUGUGGCUACGGAGGAUGAUGGAGAGAGUAUGGCUUCAUCCGUGCAGUCCAUCCCUGAGUUGAUGGGUGGGCAGAGGAGGAAGAGUCGUACCGCUCAAGAGAUUGCCCCCGAGAUUAUCAGCUCUCCAAACAGAGCUGCCUUUGAGAUGGCUAUGCUCAGGAGGGAAGAAAGUGAUCCUCAGCCUCUCAUUGCCGAGACAGAGUUCACAAAGGUCACAGUGAAGAAAAAAGAACCUCCAAUGAUUCAGAACAACAAAACUAUUACCAAGUCGAACAAGUCAGCCAUUUUUGAACCUCCGAUAAAGACUAUUGUGUACAUCAAGACUGGGGGCACAUCUCUGGGCUUCAGCUUGUGUGGAGGACGUGGCAGUCGCGGUGGGGACAUGGGGAUCCUAGUGCGAAAUAUUGAUCCAAACGGAUUGGCCGGCCAAGAUGGGAGGCUGAAAAAAGGAGAUGAGAUUUUGGAAGUGAACAGCCAACGACUGAAAGGAUGCACACACAAAGAGGCUGCCAGUGUUAUUCGAGGUUUGAAGUCAGAGGUCAUCACCAUAGUAGUUCUAUGCAGAGCCCAUGUGAAGCGAUCAUCGUCUGUACGUGGUACAGAGUUGGAGGUGGCGCUCAACAAGUUACCAGGACAACCACUUGGGAUACAGCUGACAGAGGUACUGGAAGGAGACAGGAGUGGCGUGUUUGUCAAGAAAAUGGCCCCUGAAUCAGUGGCAGAGAAAUCUGGACAGCUAGUUCUAUAUGACCAGAUAGUGACUAUUAAUGGUGGCUCAGUACUGGGGCUCAAGACGAGUGAAGUGAAGGGGAUUUUGGCAUCUGCUCCGACCGGGGAAUUACGAGUGGGUGUGGUCAGGCCACGGAACACAGCCGCUGUAAAGAAAAUCAUAACAGAGCAGCUAGAACAGCAGCUCAAGACAACAGAAAGCAGCUCCCCUGUCAAGAGUGGUGAUGCCACACCCAUCCCAGCUGUUAGUGUGCUGUUUGAUAGAGAAGACUCACUGAGUGGCUCUGAACUAGAUGAUGAGGAACACAUGGAGGCCUACGUAGCUCGAUCAAAAUUCUCAGUCCAAAAACUCACUCUGGAAGACCCCCCACAGCAGGGCAGCAGACAUUUCAGGGCCUCGCGUAACCAGAGCAACGGAUUGUCUCCACCCUCACACUCCUCACCAGCUGUAAUGCUCACACCCCCUCUCGGCUUCACACUGUUGGAACUUACACUAAGAAAGCGACCCAAAACUGGCCUGGGGAUUACCAUCGUGGGUAGUACCUCACCCACUAAAGAUCUGUUCAUGGUACGUCGUGUUAAUACAGGAGGUGUGGCUUCGAAAGACGCUCGAUUGAAAUCUGGCGAUCGAUUAGUCAGCGUCAAUGGCGUGCUUCUCAAAGGACUUGGCCACGCUGCCGUACUCCAGAGUAUGAACGAUUCGCCUAAAGACUGUCACCUUGUAAUUUGGCGAGAUCCUAACUACUCAACCGACUCUCUCCUCGCGUUCUCAAGUCACAGUGGAAGCCGUGCAAGUUUGGCAUCGACAGAAGAAGAACUAAAGAAAGUAGACGGCAAACGUAAGCUGUCAAAUCGCGAACACUCCCCCUUGGGCACUUUGAAGAGAUUCUCCCUAGACAUCAAAUCCUCCCCGUCCUUUAGUCGCCAUAGCCUCGUUAGAGAAGAGUCACCCCUCCGGUUAAAACGCUGGUCGACAACCGAAGGCGUACAAGUGGACAUUGACACCACCUCUCUAGACAAAUACUUUCCCCUAGAAGGACCUGAAAAGAGCGAUCAGACGUCUGGCUCUGUCACACCCACACCCACGCCACCAGAGGCACUCCCCCCAUCCUUACCUGACACCCCACUACCAUCACCUGUUGACCAACUAGAGGAACCAGACACACCUCCUUCAUCAUUGCUGCCAACGGAUUUCCCCCUCCUAUCAGUCUCACCAUCUGAGAAUACACCACAAUUGCCAACAUCUUUUCCUCCAGAAAUGGCCGAAGAGGAAACAUAUUUUCCUCCUGAGGAUGAGCCACAGUUGCCGUCUUCAUUUCCUCCAGAAGAAGAUGAAUCGAAACAAGUUUCAUUCCCGCCAGAGGUUGUAUCUGAUAAACCGCUGUUGCCCUCCUCCCUACCUCCAUUGGAAGAGCAACCUGUGGCACCGACUUCUACACUACCACCUGAAGAUGCGUACGAGCCUGAGCUACCAUCCACGCUGCCACCAGAAGAUGAAGACACUCCGAAUGUGCCACUUUCUGUUCCACCCAAAAUGACAGAGGAGGAGCCUACUCCCCCAUUCUCACUACCCCCAGAGGAGGAGCCCACUCCCCCAUUCUCACAACCCCCAGAGGAGGAGCCCACUCCCCCAUUCUCACCCCCAGAGGACGAGCCUACUCCCCCAUUCUCACUACCCCCAGAGGACGAGCCUACUCCCCCAUUCUCACUACCCCCAGAGGACGAGCCUACUCCCCCAUUCUCACUACCCCCAGAAGACGAGCCUACACUUCCUGACACCCCUCCUCCAGAAAUACCGGUAACAGAUGACUCGCCACCACCCUCACCUGAGGCUACAACAGUUAUUGAAAACGUCCAAUCAGAAUCAGCCCCACUGAUACCACAGGGAGUGAGACAAGAAGUUGGGCCGUUUGAGAUUUGCCUGUACAAAAGCAUGUUUGGACUGGGAGUGCAGCUGCUCUCAGACGAGAUGGGAAUGGUUUCUGUAAAGAAGGUCGCCACUUGGAGUGCCAUGGCCAAAGAUGGAAACAUUAGAGUUGGCGAUCACAUUCUCUCUGUGAAUGACGUGUCUUUCAUUGGCAAACCACUAUCCGAUUGCGAAUCAUUUAUAAAAGGACUACCAAAAGGACAAGUGAAAUUCGUUGCCAUGGGCCCCCCUAAAGACGUCACUAGAGGUGGCAUAAAACCAGAGCCGUCAGUGUACACAGGUGUCUCAAGCUCUACAUCGGGCAGACAAAUUGUUGCAGAAGAAGGUGUGGUCAAAGCCGAACUUUAUUGCUACGACAACAAGCCCCUCGGUAUUGAAAUCGAAGGGGGGAUGGAUACCCCCCUGCAAUACGUGUACAUAAGUCACAUGAUCCCCGGGUACGCUGCGUUUGAAUCAGGCGUAUUCAGAAAAGGCGACCAGCUGGUGAUGGUAGGAGAAGAGUGUAUCAUUGGGCUCACUCAUAACGAAGCUCUCGAUGUUUUGAAGAAUGCAAAAGAAGAGGUUGAAAUUGUUGCCCAGAGGAAAGAAUCUCCCAAACAGACACGCAAGCCACCGCCACCCCUAGUAACCAACUCGGAGGAAAAUAAGACCAUAACAGAGGUGGUUGAAACGACAGAAAAGUCACCACAGCAAAACCAAGAGCCAAGUGCACCGACGUCCCCCAUUCCCAUUAUAACAAACUCUGAUACCAAUUCCGCACCUAUUUCUCUAACUGAGCUGUCUUCAAUGCCUGAACUACAGGCAGGUUCCGAUUCCAGUAUGGAUACAGAACCAGCAGCUCCACUUCGAACGAAACGAGUAACAAUUAAGCAAUUGAGUACAGAUCUAGAAAAGGACUCCACCUUGCAAAUACAACAAACACAGUUUAACCAACAUACUAAAGAUUUAAAGAGCCAGGAAGAAGCGUCGGGCGGUCUGAACAUUGUACCCGAAGAAACAUUCACUAUUGAGCUACAUCGAGCAGCCAAUGAGAAAUUGGGACUAGGAAUAACUGGAGGCGUUGAUAAUCCUCGCCUGCAAGAGAUCCACGUGAAACAGGUUGUAAAGGACUGCGUGGCCCAAAAAGACGGUCGACUGAAGAGAGGGGAUCGAAUAGUCUCUGUAAAUGGGCACAGUCUAGCCGGAGCUACAAACAAAGAUGCUCUAAAGAUACUCAAAGAAACUGGACUAGACGUCACACUCGUUGUUGCUAGGAAAAUCGGGCGUCGUACAAGUGCAAUGACCUCUCCCUACGUCUCCAACAUCCACUCGAGGAGGGGAUCCGGCGAACACUCGCAACAUAGUAGCAACGCCGGCAGCAAGCAAACCUCUCCUCACACACGCCGCCGAAAACUGAGCUCAGGAGAAAACUCAAGAGGAGGUAGCAAAGGAUCCUCCCCAAAGAUGAGUGUACGCAGACAUAGUCGAAAAGUAUCUAGUGGAGGAGACAGAAAGACUCUUCCACGGCAACUCUCGUCCACCAUUGGAGUGAAGUUGGUUGAGCUACAGAAAGGGCCGACUGGCGUUGGUAUGCAGCUGCAGGGUGGGAAGGAGGGUACUGACGUACCAGUGACCAUCAAGUCCGUGUUCCCUGGCGGAGCAGCUUACAAGAGUGGAAAGAUUCGACCCGGAGACGUGAUUCUAGAGGCCAACGGGAUUUCAUUUGAACAAUUAUCACAUGAACAGGCCAUAGCAACUGUUAAGAGCUUCCCUCAGGGCAAAGUGACACUUAUUUUACGAGAUAGAAGUGCAGCACAUUGAUUAGUACUGUUUUAUAGACUGCAUUGUUAUUAUUAUUAAUUUUUGUGAAAAUCCAUUUUAAAAACAUUCAAAAA